ACUGUUAUAAAGAAAAAAAGAAAGAAAAAACAAGAGGGUCCAUCCCCUACAGGAAAAGUGCUGCUUGUACGACUCGCUGACACACGCGCCCCUUCUCCCUCACUUGUCAUUCAUCCUACACGAUCAUCAUGAUUAUUACAUAAUAAUUGUGUUCCACGGUCUUCAUAUUUUCUUGAACAACCUUUCCCCCAUAAGCAGCAUUCAGAAACUUCCCAGAAAUUCCGAUAUAUAGUCCAAUCAAACCCAAUGAUGUUUUGCUCGGAAACCAACUCAACAUCAUUUCUCACCGGAUUCAACUCUCAGUCGUUGUAGGCUCCGAUCACCCUCUCAGAAUUUUUUUUCUGUAAGCAAGUAUGUCUUCCAACAAGAACAUGGGAAAAACUGUCGGCGCAAAAACGGCAAGAGCAUGUGAUGGCUGCAUAAGAAAUCGAGCGCGUUGGUACUGUGCGGCCGACGACGCGUUCCUAUGCCAAGCUUGUGACUCUUCCGUUCACUCAGCGAACCCAUUAGCGCGUAGACACCACCGCGUUCGCUUGAAAAUCAUUUCGCACAUUAACUCCGGCAAUGACUUAUCUUCUGGAAUGAGUAAUAGUCGUGUUCCAUCGUGGCACAAAGGGUUCACCAAGAAACCCCGAACACCACGUCACGGGAGGCACACUAAUAAGGGUGUCAAGAGCCCCUUCAAUGUGGUACCGGAAGCGUGUCCCCAAGAAACAAUUUGGAAUUCACAUGAAGAGAGCACAGAUCAGCUUCUUUACAGAGUACCCGCAACUCCUUCAUCUGAACAAGGGGUAUCCAUGACCGAUGAGAGGAAAGUUGUUUUUUUAGGAUGUGAAAGCGCUAUUGAGAUUGCGGAGUUUAGUGCCGAUGUUGAGAGUUUGUUGGGGAAGGGACUAGAGAGUGAGUUUGUGGGAAUGGAAGAGUUGGGGCUGGUGGGUGCCAAGGAGGUGGAGGAGCAUGUGAAGGUGGAGGAGGAGGCGCUUGAAUUGGAUAAGAACCAGCAAGUACUCAAAGAAAAUUAUCAGCUGAAGAAGAAGAUACUAUUGUUGCAGUUGGAUUACGAGGCUGUAAUCAGUGCUUGGACGACCCAAAAAUCACCAUGGACAACUGGUGCUAAACCAAACUUGGGCACUCAGCAGUUUUGGCCUCAUUUCAUGGGAACAUGUGGAGUCGAGUUUUGCCAUCUUCGUGGGGAAUUGGGUGAAUUAUCUGGGUGUCAUUCAACAAUGGGAGACGAUGGAAGAGAAGCAAGAGUAUUGAGAUAUAGAGAAAAGCGACGUAAAAGGUUGUUCUCGAAAAAAGUAAGGUAUGAGGUUCGAAAGAUGAAUGCGGAGAAAAGACCCAGAAUGAAAGGGAGGUUUGUAAAGAGAUCUUGCAUAGCGACACCACCCACUGUUCCCUUGUUAAACAGAAAAUAAGAGAGUAUGAAAAAAGGGUGCAUGGACCGUGCCACCUUUACAUUUUUGUUUGAAAUUAAUGUCUUAGUUUCAUCUCUGAAUUCGAAUGUAUAUACAAAUUGAAUAGCAUAAAGUAAUAAAAGGUUAAAAUUACCAUGUUUCGGUAA
Molecule: messenger RNA, 1564 nt
Organism: Vigna umbellata (rice bean)
Lineage: Eukaryota; Viridiplantae; Streptophyta; Magnoliopsida; Fabales; Fabaceae
Product: zinc finger protein CONSTANS-LIKE 16-like
Biological process (GO): regulation of DNA-templated transcription
Cellular component (GO): nucleus
Molecular function (GO): zinc ion binding; protein binding
Source: RefSeq, a predicted model, not a curated record